AUGGAAGAUGAGGACAUCACAGGAGAUUGUGGAGGAGAAAAGACAAUGAGCUCCACUAUGGAUGGAGGACUUCACAGUGUGGAUAGACCGUGGAAUCCCUCCGACUCUAAGCAACGUCGUACUGUGAGGGGUGGGGCCAGAAUCAAGGAGGAGGGGGAAUUUUCCCAUCCUGAAUAUGGGGAAAAUUCUUGCCCUGAAUUAAGUUAUUCGUCACGGAAGAGACCUCACAAGAGUGAUAAGAUUCGUAUCUGUUCUGAUUGCGGCAAAUGCUUUUUAUAUAGAUCGGAGUUCAUCAGGCAUCAGAGAUCUCACACGGGGGAAAAGCCGUAUUCCUGUUCUGUGUGUGGAAAACGUUUUACAAUCAAAUCAAACCUAACGAAACACGAGAGAAAUCACACGGGCAAUAAGGCAUAUUUCUGCCCUGAUUGUGGGAAAUGUUUUUCCCAUAAAUCAGAACUACUCAGACAUCACAGAACCCACACGGGGGAGAAGCCGUAUGCCUGCCUUCAGUGCGGGAAAUAUUUUUCGCAGAAGUCCAAUCUUUCCAAGCAUAAGAGAAUGCACAUGGGCGAGAAGGCGCUUAUCUGUUCUGAGUGCGGGAAAUAUUUUCUCCAUAAAUCUGAGCUGAUCAGACAUCUUAGGUCUCACACGGGGGAGAAGCCGUACUCAUGCCCUGAUUGCGGGAGAUGUUUUUCACUCAAGGCCAAUCUGAAAACGCAUCAGAGGAAUCAGCUGGGUAAGAAGUCACAUUCCCGUUCUUAA
Molecule: messenger RNA, 762 nt
Organism: Rana temporaria (common frog)
Lineage: Eukaryota; Metazoa; Chordata; Amphibia; Anura; Ranidae
Product: gastrula zinc finger protein XlCGF17.1-like
Exons: 1
Coding region: 1-762 (253 amino acids)
Biological process (GO): regulation of transcription by RNA polymerase II
Molecular function (GO): RNA polymerase II cis-regulatory region sequence-specific DNA binding; DNA-binding transcription factor activity, RNA polymerase II-specific
Source: RefSeq, a predicted model, not a curated record